CAGGAAUCGCUUGGAGUUGAUCAGAUACCAGUUACAUUACAAUUACGAGUGUUACGAAGAGUUUUAAAGAGACUGUAUUUUUUUUUAAAAUAAAAAAAUGAUUAUCUAUAAAAAAUCAUCCAUAAUUUUGAUACUACUAUUUUCAAUAAAUUUUUUAAAUUGUAUUUGUGAUAAAAUGAAUAGUAAAGAAUCAGAAAGCACUCUCGAAAAAUUAGUUAAACUUUUCACAGAACCGGGAGCAUUUAAACGUGUGGGUGAAAUAUUUGGAGAAAAUUCAAUUGACGAAACUGUAUCGUGUGCUAAAGGUGAUGAAGGUCUCGAUUGCAGAAGAGCCGAAGCACGAAGAUCUGUUGAUUGUCCUGACGGUGAUUGCUACUGUUACAAUUGUUCAGUAGCUGGUCCAGAAUUAUGGCCAUCAUGUUGCCGUGAGAGCUCGAAAUGCUGUUCUUAUUUGGCAGCUGCUUGUCGCAAUUGUGAUCAACCUUCGUUGUUUUCUUUUUGCUCAAAGCAUUUUAAAAAGUGUUUAAAUGAAUUCAGAGAGAGCACGAUGACUACGGAAAGCAGUAAUCCAUCGUUAAGUGCAAACACAUAGUAUGCAAUUCCAAGUUUACAUACAUGUACUUAUAUAUGUAUGAGUACAUAUGUAUUAUAUGUUCACGUUCGACAGAGAAAAUUAUUAAUUCUCCGGUAAUCAAAUUUCGAAACCCUGUUGAUUAAAUACAGUUGCAUAAGAGCGUUAGUUUGAAUUUCCAUAUAUGUUUGCACCGGCUCUUACUUGACUGGUGUCUGUACCUGGAAAUUAAACUCACUUAUUUAACAAGACAUUGCAUUAAUUAGUUACUUAAAUAUUUAAAUAUUAAAUUAAAUGAAAUUUUUUUUUAUUGAAUUGUUUACUUGAUAAUUAGUCAUUUUUUAAGUUUAAAAAAAUUGUUUUUAUAAAUAAUAAUAAUUAAUUAUCUGUAUUAUUAAGAGAAUAAGGAAAAUUUUGUUCCCGCUAUAUUUAUAUGAUAGAAUUAAUUAAUGUUAUUGAAAUUGGUAUCAUUAGAUAGGUCUUGACUUGAAUUUGUGCCUUUUCAUACUUUAAACUCUUUUUAAUUGCCAAGUAUUCAGAUAAAUAGAUUUAUCUAUAUCAUUCGAAUUACAUUUAAAUUACGCGGGAAAAAAGACGAUCAUAUUUAUUUUCUUUGAAUAAAUUAAUACUUUAAUUAUUCUGUCACUAAAUAUGACUGAAUGUCACUGAAUAUAUAGCUAUAUUAUUUAUAUAGCGUUACUUAUUCCAAAAUGACAGAUUUUUAUACUCCCUUUUGGUUUUUGGAAGCUUCUCAAAGCCAAAAAAGUGUGCAUAGAAAAAAAAUGGAUUCAUUGACACAAAAAAUCUUUACUCGCCUAAAGAAAAUUUUGACUUACCCCAAUAAAUUUUUUGCAUUGUGAAUUGAAAACAAAAAUUUAUUUAGAACUAGAAAAAAUUACUCGGUGCAAGGAAUUAUUUCUUGACCAAAAAAAUCUUUUCUCGCCCCAAGACAAUUUUUGUAUUUAAUUGAUAAUGCAUAAAAUUUCUUGGUGCAAAUUAAAAUUUUUUGCGGCAAGAAAUCCUUUUUUUCUGCGUAUUUUAUAAAUUUAGUAGUGAUAUUUGGGCAGUCACGUAGUGACUGUAGGUUGCUCGUAAAUUAUAAGUAUUUAUAUUAAGAAUUAGUUGCAUAAUAAAUGUGAAAGUAAUUACUUAAAUACUUUACAUAUUAUACAUAUUUAUGUAUAGGAUUUAUUGCUCAUUUUGGAAAAAAAAUAAAAU
Microplitis mediator is the source of this 1789-nucleotide messenger RNA. RefSeq lists its product as uncharacterized. The transcript has 2 exons. The record is from RefSeq and is a predicted model, not a curated record. Lineage: Eukaryota; Metazoa; Arthropoda; Insecta; Hymenoptera; Braconidae. The coding region runs from base 98 to 592 and encodes 164 amino acids.